AUGAAUAAAGCGCAAUUUAGAAGAUUGUUGUCUUUGAUUCCAGAUAGGCAACAAUCUCCUAUCAACACUAAAUUAUUUGAAAUUGAUUUAACUAUUCAAUAACCCAAGAUCAAACCGAAAUAACUGUUCAUAGAAGAGCUCCCUUUAUUUUUGAAUCAACAACACAUAUAAAUAUUACCUUUCGUUCCGCAAAGAAUGAAAACUGAAGUUUACAAAAAGAUCUAACAAAACUUUAGUAAACCCUUUAAGAGUGAGGACGAAAGAUAUAAUACAAUUGAUGUAGUUAGAUCCAAAUCUCGUAAACCAACGGAAGUUAGAAAGGUUUCUUGCACCAAUUCGUACUAAAUACAACAAUAGCAAAAUAAAAUGAGAAAGCUAAGAUACUCUUAUGAAUCAAGAAGAAGAUAAAAUAGCAAUAAUAAAUUUAAUUUUGAAGCUCACUUUUAUAUUUUUGUCAAUGCUAAUCCAAGUUUGAAUAUCAAUAAAAUUAGAGUCAACAAAUAAAUCAUUUUCUAAAAGUUGGUAGACAAAUAUCGAAUAGGAAUAAGUUAAAAAAUUAUCAACUUUUUUGAAAUCCCCUAAUAUAUAGAUUUUCAAUUUUGGAAAUCAUUAACAUAGAAACUAUUAACCAUCAAUUAGGAAUAAAUAAUCGUUUUCAUAUAUCGUUUGAUUCACAAUCAUAGACAUCUAUCAUCAACUGAUUUAUUUCAAUUAGGUUUAACUACUUAAAGCGAGGCUAUUUAGAAAGAUAUUUAAACUAUCUUAACAUACAUACAAUAAUCACUAAACACUGAAAGUAUUGAUAAUGAGGAAAUCGAGUAUUUGAGAAAAUCCUCAAUUUUUAAAGAUAAUUUGACCCUAACUAAUCUACUAACAUGGACAGAAAUAUAUUAAAUCGAUGUACUUUAUAUUAUUUACGAAUUUUAGCAAUCAAAAACUAUUAAAUAAACUAAAGGAUUAAACUAUAGAAAAUCAGUACCCAUAGAUUAAUUUAUUAGUAUUUAUAUGACAGAGGAUAAAGAAGACUCAAUCAAUUACAAAUCAAUAAUAUCCAAAUAUCCAAAUAAAUACGAAUAAAACGAACCAUUUUCUAUAAAUUUUCCAAUCUUUCGACGCAUUUUUUAGAAUUAAAAAAUUCAUCUAUGGAAUGACAUUUACUCUUUUUUUACAGGUUAAAUUUGUUGA
This is a messenger RNA of Paramecium octaurelia, 1185 nucleotides long. NCBI's taxonomy places the organism in Eukaryota, Ciliophora, Oligohymenophorea, Peniculida, Parameciidae. The record is from the annotation of a GenBank genome assembly.